AUGAUAUGUCGUUCAAUAUUAUAUCGAAGAAUUUUGGUGCGAUCAUCCAGGAUUAGACUGUAUAGCACUGACGUUGCUAAAACGAAACCACCUCAAAUAACCACCAUCAGAAUAAACUUAGAUGAUUUGAAAAAGAAUAUCUCUGAUGACUCUACACUUUCUAAAAAUGACGAGUUUGAAAAAAAAGUCGAUAAUGAUAAGAAUUUAUUGCCACCUUCGCUUAGACAAGUAAGAAAGAUCAUGGAUGUUCAUAAAAAUCAUGUAGUCCUCACGCAAAUGGGUUCAUUCUAUGAGUUGUACUUUGAACAUGCAACACAGUAUGCUCCCAAGUUAAAUAUUUCUUUGACAAGUAAGAAAUAUAGCUCAGGGAACGUUCCUUUCGCUGGAUUUCCUUUAAGCCAAUUGAAUAGACAUUUAAAACUGUUAGUGAACCAACUUGGAUAUAGUGUUACCAUUGUAGAUCAGUUCCAGAAUAACACACCCAUAGAUAACGAUCCAAACAAAUUUUAUAGAAAGGUAUCAAGGAUAGUUACUCCUGGUACAUUUAUUGAUGAGGCAUUUGAAAAUUUUAGAGAAAACUCCUACCUUUUAAAUAUUGAGUUUCCAUCCAAUUGUAUGAAUAGUUUAGCUGAUCCAGAUACAAAAGUUGGACUUUGUUGGUGUGAUAUAUCCACUGGUGAAAUAUUCGUACAAGAAGUGCCAUUAAAAGAUUUGAUAUCUGCAAUUACUAGGAUAAAACCGAAAGAGAUUAUCCUAAAUAACGAAUUAUUCAAAUAUAAUAUUGAAAAUGGAGAAUGGUAUCCCGAACUUGUUGAGUUAAAGAAAUAUUUUGUUAAGUUCCAAACGCUUCCUGCACAAUAUCAUACUGUGGAUACUUUUUCUAAUUUAUUCUUUAGUGGAAACAAUGACCACAUGAGACGUCAACUGGAUCAUAAAAUGAGAUCAUUUACGCAGAAGGAAAUUGCAUCAUUAAGGAAUAUCUUAGAGUAUGUUCAAGAUCAUCUACCUGAUUGUUCUAUAAAUUUUCAACUUCCUGAACGACAAUCCACAACGUGUAUUAUGCAGAUUGAUUCAAGGACCAACUCUGCAUUGGAGUUACACUCUACAAUUAUGAAUAACGGCAUAAGGGGCUCUCUGUUAUCUACAAUUAGAAGAACAGUGACUCCAUCUGGUACAAGGUUGUUGUCAAAAUGGUUAUCUGCACCUUCUUUGGAUAUAGAGGAAAUAAAAGAAAGACAAACUCUUGUCGGACUAUUUAAGAGGAAUUCAUCAUUUAAUAAUACACUAAUAAACCAACUUAAAGAAAUAAAUGAUUUAUCUAGAAUAUUGCAGAAAUUUAACUUUGGUAAAGGGACUGCUAUUGAUUUGAUACAAAUAUCGAAGUCCUUAAAGACAACCUCUGAAAUAUCAAGAAUGAUGAUAACUCGUUUACCAAAAUUAAAAAAAAAAGAGAAAGUCUUACUACAAAAACUAAUUGAUCAGUUAGCAUUUGAUACUUCACUUAUAGAUAAUAUUCUGGAAUCCAUAAACGAGGAUAAACUAGUUUCUCAACAGAAAUCAUCAGAUACUAGUGAAGGUAUAGAAUCUCAAGAUAUCGAGAAAAAUAUGCCCCAAGAUGAAUCAAAUCGAGAGAUAUUAGAUACGAUUAUUCCUCCUGGAUAUUCGCCAUUACUACAACAGUACCAUGAUGAAUAUUUUUCUAAUCUUGAAAGUAAGGAUAGUUUUGAAAGCUCCUGUUCUAAAUAUCUUAUUGAUACAUUUGGGAUUAGAAAAGCAGUAUUGAAGCAAAGACAAAAUAGUACAUAUGCUUUAUUAGUUAACGGAUCUCCUACAUCGCUAGGUAAACUAGAUAGUUGGUUAUAUGAAAAUAAUGAUUUUAAAAAUGCAAAGUUUCAUAUACUACAAAAGUCGAACCAAACUCGUUGGUUAGUACAUUCCGGAUUAACUGAUAGAGCUUCUAAGAUAGAGCUAUCGUUAUUGAAAAUAAAGAAAGAGGAAGAAAAUAUAUUGAAUUCAUUCAAAAUUCAAUUAUUAGAAAGGUGCCAUGAAAUUAGGAUAAUUAACUCUGCAUUAGCAUAUAUAGACAUAUUAUCUUCCUUUGCUAAAUUGUCAGAAGAGAAAAAUUUAACCUGUCCUAAGGUUGAUAACAGUUUAGAGUUAGAGAUUAUUAAAGGAAGACAUUUAAUGGUUGAAGAUGGGAUAACAAAUAAAUAUUUACAAAGGUUUGUUUCUAACGAUUGCAUCAUGAAUCAAGGUGACAUCUGGGUGAUAACGGGGCCUAAUAUGGGUGGUAAAUCAACUUUUUUGAGACAAAAUGCGAUAAUUGUCAUUCUAGCACAAAUUGGAUCUUAUGUUCCUUGUGAGAGUGCACAUAUUGGAUUGGUAGAUAAAAUUUUCAGUCGUGUUGGUUCAGCAGAUGAUCUUUACAAUGAACUAAGUACAUUUAUGGUAGAGAUGAUCGAAACAUCAUUCAUUCUUCAUGGCGCUACAAACAGAUCAUUGGCAAUAUUAGAUGAGAUAGGUAGAGGUACAAGCGGUAAAGAAGGCAUCAGUAUAGCUUAUGCUGCUAUGAACUUCAUGGCAGAACAAAACCAAUGUCGGACCUUGUUUGCUACUCAUUUUGGGGAGGAGUUGAAUAAUUUAAUACAGAGGAGGCCAGGUACAAUUCUGAGUAAAAAAGUGAAAUUUUUCCAAAGCAAGAUGAUAGAAAUUGAUAGAGUCAAAUUUUACUAUGAUUAUAGAAUGGUUCCAGGAAUCUGUACCAAAUCAGAUGCUAUUAAAGUUGCAAGAUCAGCAGGGUUCCCUGAGAGUGUGCUUGAAGAAGCUGAAAGGAUCCUAGCUGCAGGUUGA
This is a messenger RNA of Maudiozyma barnettii, 2850 nucleotides long. It is a transcript of the gene MSH1, whose product is annotated as mismatch repair ATPase MSH1. Gene Ontology annotation, molecular function: ATP binding; ATP-dependent DNA damage sensor activity; mismatched DNA binding. Gene Ontology annotation, biological process: mismatch repair. The transcript has a single exon. Bases 1 to 2850 code for a protein of 949 amino acids. The record is from RefSeq and is a predicted model, not a curated record. Gene Ontology annotation, cellular component: nucleus. NCBI's taxonomy places the organism in Eukaryota, Fungi, Ascomycota, Saccharomycetes, Saccharomycetales, Saccharomycetaceae.